Molecule: messenger RNA, 6257 nt
Organism: Strongylocentrotus purpuratus (purple sea urchin)
Lineage: Eukaryota; Metazoa; Echinodermata; Echinoidea; Camarodonta; Strongylocentrotidae
Exons: 3
Coding region: 810-1694 (294 amino acids)
Source: RefSeq, a predicted model, not a curated record
GGCCGUGUGCUUGUCACGUCUAUAGGAAACCCUAUAAUAUGCCAGCGCAGACAUAAUCACAUUUUUGUGGGUGAGGACAUUCGUGUACACAAUAAAAUACAACUCGUCGGAGUUUGACUCUAGCCCCGAGUCUGUCUGAAUGACAGUGUGUACUACUACUGUGUGUAUGCGUGUGUGUGAGUGUGCGCUGGUGAGAGAGAGAGAGAGAGAGGGGUAUUGCGGAAGGCUUAGUGCACAAUCUGUCUGAGCGAGAGGCCAGUAGAAAUAAAGGAGAGAGAGGGGGAGAGAGGAUCGCUGUAUAUAGGAGUGUACACAGAAGGGAGACGGACGAGUACACAUUUAGCAGACAGACAUACAUAGAGCACAGCAGGGAUUGACAAUCGUUCGCAGCAGGAGGAGGGUAUGUACGUGUGCGGUGAAGGGGUUCAGCUCAGUAGCAGCUAGCUCGGUCGGUCUGGUCUCGCUCACUGCCUUUCUACAUACAUAGCUUCGUUCUUCCCCUAAUGACACAACACAUACGCGGCGACGGCAGACAUUCUAUCGGAGACUGUGAUAUCUAUCUCUACAGUGGUGCUGCUACCUACCCUUGGUUGUCACUGCUGCCAUCGCUAGUGCUAGGACUAUCACAGACGGACUCUACCACCGCUGCCUUCACCAAUAACCCGUGGAUCGCUCUGCGACUACCUUCCACGGCCGGGCACAUCCACUCAUCAUCAUAGCCGUCUUUGCAAUUGUCUCUUCCAGCCAUCCCCGGCUUAACGCACAAACUAUGUGCAAGAGAAGAUAGCACUAGUAGUGGUGCGUGGCACAUGGAAUAUUUUGUCUUGGUGGUCCUUGCGCCAUUGACUGUCGUGUGCUUGUGCUGUGUCAUCAUGUUUUACUACCGUCGCAGUAGCCGCCUAGCGUCACACUCGUCCUCCUUACCAACGUCUAGUUACUCCAUCACCUCCGACAAUCCUCCCGUAUCGGUAAAUCAGUCACCCCUGAUAAGCAGCCACAGAUUCUCAGCACAGCAUCAGCAGGAGAGGCUACGGAAACAACGCGAGAUGGUUUGUUCCCACAGCGAGUCGACGGAGAAGUUCCCCACAUCAGUAUGCCUCCCAGACGAGGACGAACCACCGCACAUGCGCGACAACAUUAGAAUACACCGGGAAGUCAUGUCGGAAAACGGCAUCAGAGCGCCUCCCAAUCGGACUGUAUAUGACAGCGAGAGGCAAGAUUUGAUGAUACAGUGUCGUAGCAAAACAGAAAACCUUCAACGGCAUCCGGUGAGACGGAGUGCGUCGAACGUCUCUCAGUCCAAACGGGGCGGAGGAGGCGGGAGUAGAGGCGGGGUCGGUGGAGGAAUUAAAAACGGUGCAACAACGGUGACGACGACGUUACAAGGCGGUGACUUGGAGGCGAUCGACAGCGAGACGCGGAGUCCGCUGAAUCUAGUUGACUCUGACGCGGAAGGGCCGCCGCCGUACGCGAGCUUGGUCCAGAAAAACAACAAUAUUAUCAAUGUGUGUGAGGAUAGUACAGUCAGUACAUGUAACAGCACAGAUGGUCUCCUGCAAUCCCAACAUCAACAACCAUGCACACCACCACCCUCUUGUCAACCGAACACUAAUGGAAGAUUUCAUGCCAGUGCUAGGGGGGCGAAUAGGGGCAGUGGAGUCAGACUAAAGCAUGAAGGUGCCGACUGUGUCUGACAUAGCUUCAAGCGCUCCUUAUGGACUCGUUUAACGUUUGUCGGGUUGCGUUAGGGUGCAGAAAAAUAUGAAUCUAGAGUAUAUUGGGGGCGGGCAUGGGGCUUUAAAGGGAAGGGGUAGGUUUCGUCGUCGAAGCACUGUGUAACCUGUCGCCACUUGUAAUGACUUGAAACGCAGUCUCAAAAGUGCAAAAUGGAUAACAACGUGAAAAUAACCCUUUCUUGCUUGUUGAAUUGUGGAGUGGAUAUUUUGAAAAAAUACAGAUCAACGCUUCGCUGCCUUUUAUUCGUCUCUCAUGACAGUACCUGGUUUUAACCCAAAGUGCAUCUUGAUCUAGUUCUUGUCAUAAUGGAAGAAAAUUAAUGCAUCUGGAAUGGGGACAAAUCUCUUACUGUUCAAAAGCUUUGUGAAAUGUGCAAGCAGUUUAUGUGCUUAAACCAGCGUACAAUCAGCGUUGGAAACGGAGGAUGAUGUUAUACCCGCAACUACACACACGCUCACCGUCUUCACACCUAGUUAUAUGGAGUGAUCCAAACUUAAAAAUACGCCUCUUGAUGUUAUAGUAUAUACCCUCGGACAAAGGAUCUAGACCAUCACCGUCACAGGAAAUAAGGAAAUGUUUCUCUUCUAUGGUGUCUUCAAAGACGCAUCAGCAUGGAAUGCAACAUGGGCGUGUGCUGUUCAGAGAGGUUUUUUCAUCGCUUUUUAUUAUUGCUCGUCGUCACAUCAGAGGGAGGAGUAGAGAAAGGCAACAUCAGCUGUAAAUCCUUAGCUCGGUUUAACCAUAUCCUAUUCAUCAAAUUGGCCACAACUCUUGAGAGAUUGCAUCACUUUCUAGCGUUAAUAUCAUCUGCCGCAUCUUUGCAAAAUAACAGAUUUUGUCCUUUAAAACAAAUAUAUGUCAACAUUGUAUUGCUUUUUGGAUCCACAACUCCAUUACUGUAUUCAGUCAAACAUACAAGCAGUGAUUUUUUUUUUGUUCAUUAAUAAGAAUGUCUCAAAUUUUUCCCACACAAAUCUGAAAAUGUCACUCAUACAAAUCAUUGCAUAUCCUUUAUCCACACUGGCAUUUAAUAGCAUGUAAAAUUACGAAGCCUUUGAAAACUAUAUUAAAGAAUGAAAGCUGUUCAAAUACAUUUUUUUUUACGGGUUUAUGGAUUUAAAAAAACCAUGGAGGAUAUUUUUGGAGUUGUCUCUGUCAGAAAUCUUGGGGUAUUAAUUAUUACUUCCUGAAACUUGCAGUUCUUACAAUAACGUUUAAAAAGGCAGCAAAAUUUAUCACUGGUAGUCAAAACCAUUGCAGUUUAGGACCAUUUUCAAAUCAUAACCUAGUCCAAAAAAUGGUAUUGAAUCUGUUAUAUUCGAUUUUCUCCUCAAAGAAAAAUAAUCUACCAUCAUCCACAAACUGUUAAAGGCAAAAUCCACCAAGUUACAUGCACCUAGAAAUGGGAAUAAUCAUUGGUUUAGAAGAAAACAAGAUGCCUCAUGAGUUUCCAUGACAAUCCCGAGAACUGUUUACUAUUAAACACCUGCAUAAUAAUAUUAUAUUAGUUGUAAAAAAUGCCAGAAGAAAGGAAUUAUUUUUUACUUAAACUUGCUACUUAUGACCGAAAGUGAGAGAAAGAUCAUGUGGAAUAUUUGAAACUCAAGCAAGCUCUCUCAGAAAGUGCUCUGGAAAAUUGAUUUGAAAUGUAAUAUGCUCUUAUAUUUUGGUCAGAGACCACGUGAGGAAGAAGAAGAUAAAAGUCAGCAACAGAAAGCCAACUAAACUUAAGUGUGUGAAUUUGUAUUUUGUAGGAUUCCUCUCAACAAUGUUAUAUCUCUUUGUUUUCUUUUGCAUUUAUCAUGCUAGAUAUUUUGUCUACCAAAGCCUGAAGACCCUAACUUAUCUGUUCACGUUUUGUUUUUCUAUUUAAAGGAGUUAUUAACCCUAUUGUGAUUGAAUCUGGUAGAGAUAAGGAGAUUAUGUUUUUCCAAGUUUGGGUGCAACUGGAGUGAAAGAGAGAUGGAUGAAAUGAAACGGAAGCAAGAUUAUCCUGACAAACGAGCAAAUGAUUAAAACUGAGAAAAUGGCACGGCCUGGUUUACCCAAACUGAAUAUUUAUGUGCUUGUGACAAACUGCUCAAAGCAGUAUGCAGUCUCAAGUUUGAAUCUUCUAUUUCCAUUCUAUUCAUUUUGCUAAAAUGCCAAGAAGAUGAAACAGCUUUCUUUCUAUAGGCUUGUUUUUGCUAGCACCGUACUGAAGGCAUGCCAGUAUGGAACCCCACCCCUCCCUCUCCAAAGAAGAGAAAAUAAUUGAGACUGCCAUCAAGUUUUACUCUUUGAUUUUGUUUUAGGGUUAUUUUGCUUAUCUCUCUUUUAUCUCUCUAUCUCUCUCUUGUACUAGGAAUUGGAAGAUAAAUAAUUGGAAGAAGAAGAUGGAUGAAUGUACCAGCCAAGAAUGUAUACUUAAUACGUAUCGGCCUAAAGAACCGAUACGUCGGGAGUUUGCAAGCAGUGGGAUGUAUUAAACGUAGAGGGGGGAGGGGGGGGGAUAGCAGGCUUGUAUUGGUUCACUUCACCCUCACUCUGUGUAAGAGCAGGUAAAUCUUACGAAAGGAGAAAAAUUAUCUUUAUUUUGAUCAAGACUUACAUAGAGCAAUCUUCCGAAAGUUCUUCAACUUUGAGAACUUUUUAGGGGCAAGUUUACAUUUAUUUGAAAGAAGAAGAAAAAAACUUACCCCCCAAUUUUGUUGUGCCCUCAUCUGUCUUCGAUACUACAGCUAAGGCUGUGUAAUUUGAUGAGAAUUCAUUUGAAAUAAAUAAAUGAAUAAAGUAAGAAAAAGCACAUUUGCAUUAUUUUAGUUUUGAAAUAAUUUUUUUUUUUAAAGUUGUCUGAAUGAAAUUUCAUUUAUAGAGAAAUUCCAAUAAUUACUAUUAAUUCUUUUUAAUUUUCAGGAGAACAUUCAAAUUGUUCUACCCUUCAGCAAUACCCUAUUGAAUUAUGUGACAAAUUUUAGUGAGCCUUUUGUUGGGGUGGGUGGAGGGGGGGGCAGGGGGGACAUCCAAUUAUUACCUUUGAUACAUCCCUCCGCUUGCGACUCCUUCCUUGUGCAAUCCGUGUAUUCUUGAACUGGCUUUAGUUUAUUUUUCAAUCAUUUGUAUUUUUUUCUUCUGUUUUCAUUCAUUCAUUUAUCCAUGUGGAUAUGAAAUAACUCUGUAUCAUGUUUACAAUGACGUUUGUAAAGUUACAGACGUUGUAGGAUUUCUAAGAUGAGUUGAAUAAUCAUGAUUAUUUUUUUGUUUACCAUGUGCUCCGGUAUAUACUACUGCCAAGCAGACAAAACCAUGAAUCUUAAGGCAUGAAAUGAAUUGCCUGUGUCUUAUAUGUCAUCUUCUACCAAGUGUGUGUUCAGAGAAUGAGAAAAGGAUGUGACGGGAAUGAUGUGUUCAUAGGCAAGUUAAUGUGUUUGAAACAGACAUAUAUGCCCUAGAAUCAAAUUUAUUUUGCAUUACUGAAAUUAAAAGCUUUUUUUUCCUCUUCUUUUGGUUUAAAUCUAUGAUAGAAGGUAUAUUUUCAUGAUGAGCAUAAAGCAAACCAAUAUGACUCCCCUCCUCUCAAUUCAGUACCCCCUUUUCUUCUUUUUUGAUUUUCAUCAUUAAACUAUCGGCAUUCACAAUUCGGAUGUCACUUGUCUAGAAAUUGCAAGAAUACAAUUUUGUUUCCAUUUUUCUAUGAGAUGAUAAGCUUGAUGUAAAUCUAGCGACCAAAGAAUAACUUUAAAAAGAGGUAUAAUGAUAACCCACCAAUUUGUUCAUUUUUUAUAAUGAAUCUGCUUUAUUAUGUCAAUAACUGUACAUGGCUAUACACAGUGAAAUUUUGUGUAAGCGCCUUUCCCUUGGUUUUCAGAGCAAAGUCUUCGGAUGUUUUAUGUGUGAAACGGCUGCAGUUUACGUACGCAUGUGGUAAGGUUUCAAACGCGUGAUUGAUCAAAAAAUGCUACAAAAAGAAAAAUGUCAGCGGCUCAAAGUUGCUGGAAGAUAUGUAAAUGUUUCUGUUGACUGACACGCAUGGUAAUCUUAUUCUCGGCUUUGUUACAAUGGAAAAGAAAUGGAAAGAUUUUUUUAUAUUUUGGUCUAAGCCUAUCUGUAAUGUACAACCUGUUCUGUACUAGCAUCAGCAAUUGAAGCAAGAGAGAGAGAGAGAAAGUAAUGUGAACGCCUCCGUUCUAAUGUCAUAAACUUUUUUCGUUGUGGAAAGAAGAAAUAUAUGAAGUUAUUAAUUAUCAACGAUUAAUGUGGUAUGUAAUUUUUUCUUCAAUUUUUUUAUUUGUGUAUUUAUUCAUUUUUGCAUGCCAUGAAAAUUGUUCUGUGAUGCUGAAAAAAUGUUACGGUGAUAUGACGAAGAAAACCGAAAAAAUCUCUAAAAGUCUUGUUUGAGUGUAUUACAAGGCUGAAUGGCAUAUAAUUAUAUUGUUGUUUGAGCCGUUGUCUUUAAGGAUGAAAAAACAGAGUUUACAGUUAAAAACUGAGCAGCAAUUGAUGAUAAAUAAAAAAGAGUAAAUAUGAAGAUGCUUCACGUA